Odobenus rosmarus divergens (Pacific walrus) is the source of this 3403-nucleotide messenger RNA. RefSeq names its product nuclear receptor coactivator 4 (gene NCOA4). The record is from RefSeq and is a predicted model, not a curated record. Gene Ontology annotation, molecular function: transcription coactivator activity. Gene Ontology annotation, biological process: response to hormone; intracellular iron ion homeostasis. The transcript has 10 exons. Lineage: Eukaryota; Metazoa; Chordata; Mammalia; Carnivora; Odobenidae. Bases 110 to 1987 code for a protein of 625 amino acids.
GAUAUGUCUGAAUACUUUGUUUCAACAUAGAACACACAAACAAGGUGAGUGGCCUAGGUGAUAGGGGGCCAAGUUGAGCACUUUUACUCUAGUGGGAACAGUGAGCAGAAUGAGUACCUCACAGGACCAGAAUGGCUGCACCAGUACUAGAGAACCCCUUUUGAGGUGUUGUGAUGCACGGAGGGACUUGGAGCUUGCCAUUGGUGGAGUUCUCCGAGCUGAACAGCAAAUUAAAGAUAACUUGCAAGAGGUCAAAGCCCAGAUUCACAGCUGCAUAAGCCGUCACCUGGAAUGCCUUCGAAGCCGUGAGGUAUGGCUGUAUGAGCAGGUAGAUCUCAUCUAUCAGCUUAAAGAGGAGACACUUCAGCAGCAGACCCAACAGCUCUACUGGUUACUGGGCCAGUUCAAUUGUCUUAUUCAUCAACUGGAGUGCACCCAAAACAAAGAUCUAGCCAAUCAAGUCUCUGUGUGCCUGGAGAGACUGGGCAAUUUGACCCUCAAACCCGAAGAUUCGACUGUCCUACUCUUUGAAGCAGACACAACUGCUCUGCGCCAGGCCAUCACCACGUUUGGCUCCCUCAAGACCAUCCAAAUUCCUGAGCACCUGAUUGCUCAUGCUAAUUCAUCAAAUAUUGGGCCUUUCCUGGAGAAAAGAGGUUAUGUCCCAUUGCCAGAACAGAAGUCAGCAUCCAGCACCACAGCUGUCUCUCUCAGCGAAUGGCUCCUUGGAAGCAAACCUGCCAGUGGUCGUCAGGCUCCUUACAUCCCCAGCACCAACCUCCAGGACUGGCUCACCCAAAAGCCGACCUUGGAAAAUAGUCAGACUUCUGCCAGAGCCUGCAGUUUCUUCAGUAAUGUCUGGGGCAACCUAAAGGGCUUAGAAAACUGGCUCUACAAGAGUCAGCAACAAGAGGUUCCUGAAAAACCAACUUACCAAAAGUGUAACAGCCAUUCUUCUACCAGUUCUUAUGCUAUUGAAAUUGAAAAGGCUGGAGACCUGGACCUUUUUGAUCAAGAUGAGAUGGACCUUUCUGAUUGGCUGGUGACUGCUCAGGAAUCCCAGAAGCCGGAGAAGCCUGGGAAGGGUAGCUGUGAAACCAGUGAGAAGUGGAAGCUCCUCUUGCAGGUGUUCCAGGAGCCCUAUAGUGUGAAUGAUUGGCUUGUCAAGCCUGAUUCCUGUACCAAUUGUCGGGGCAACCAGCCCAAGGGUGUGGAGAUUGAAAACCUGGGCAAUCUGAAGUGCCUGAAUGACCACUUAGAGGCCAAGAAACCCUUGUCCACUCCCAGCCUGAUGACUGAGGAUUGGCUUGUCCAGAACCCUCAGGACCCAUAUAAAGUAGAGGAAGUGUGCAAAGCCAAUGAGCCCUGUACAAGCUUUGCAGAGUGUGUGUGUGAUGAGAACUGUGAGAAGGAAGCUCUGUGUAAAUGGCUUCUGAAGAAAGAAGGAAAAGACAAAAAUGGUAUGCCUAUGGAACCAAAUCCUGAGCCUGAGAAGUGUAUAGAUUUCCUGAGUGUGUGGCUCUGUCCUUCCAGAAAAGAGGCAAUGCAACAAGCUAAGACGUCAAAGGCAGUGGCUCCCUCUAGAAUUGCAGAUUCCUUCCAAGUCAUAAGGAACAGUCCUUUGUCAGAGUGGCUCAUCACACCCUCAUACAAAGAAGGUUGUCUCAAAGAAGUGCCAAGUACUGAAGACAGAGCUGGCAAGCAAAAGCUUAUGAACCCCGUGGCCACUUCCUGGUGUCCCUUUAACACAGCUGACUGGGUCUUGCCAGGAAAGAAAAUGGGAAACCUCAGCCAUUUAUCCUCAGGAGAGGACAAGUGGCUACUUCGAAAGAAGGCCAAGGAAGUAUUACUGAACUCACCCCUACAGGAGGAACGUAAUUUUCCCCAAGACCGUUACGGCCUCCCAGCAGUUUGUGACCUCUUUGCCUGUAUGCAGCUUCAAGUUGACAAAGAAAAGUGGUUGUAUCGAACGCCUCUACAGAUGUGAAGGAAUGGAACACGAGUCAAACAACUUUACUGCAAAUUACCACACAUCCAUGGGCCGAGUGACUGUGCGGCUUGCCAAAUCAUUGUGUUUCUGGGUCUGACCAGUCAGCUUAGUUCCUUUUCCUACCUAAUUUUGAGCUAGUGAAGAGAAAUAAGUCAUCAAAUUAUGAGUUACAAUGUAAAAGAAAAAGGCUGUUUGUUGAUGCUGAGGGUGAUCAGUUCCUUCUUACAGAAGUAUUAACUCAGCCCUACACUAGAAACACAGCAUCUUGGUGGACAGGUCUUUUUCAUAAGCUUCUGCAGCUCCUUAGAUUGGAUUAUUACUAGAAGUACAUUAAAACACUGUAGUUUUAAAAAUGAAAUAGUUCUAUAAUCAAGGUGUGUUGAUGUAUUCGAAAGCUAGUGAGCUUCCCUAACCUUUUGAUUGUCCUCCUUUAGAUGCUUCCCUUGCUGUGGGUUUUCUUCCAUUGGUGGUGGAAAUGAUUCUUCUGUUUAAUAUAUAGUAUAUUUCACACAAGUACUUAACUUUGCCAAUAUAUUUUUUUCCUUACCAAAAUGUGUAUUAACAAUCUUGGCAAUUUGGGACAUUAAUUACAAAACAUUUUAACCUACGUGUCAGAUUCUACAUUAUUUUUCUUCUUUUGAAAGAGAUUCAGCUACUGCAAAUUUUGUCUUUUUCCCUUUUCUAAAUGUUUAAUAUCGAGUGAGCUUUCAGAAGAACUCCAAAUUGCUUCAAGACUAUGUUCAAGGUAGUCCUAGCUGCUUUCAAAAUAUUCUGAACUACAGGUCAAAGAGCCCUAGUGCUGACUAAUCAAUCAGAGAGCAAAAGGCAAGACAUGUUGGAAAUGUAGUACUCGAACUAUUUGCUAUCUUAAUUGGUGCAUCCUGUGUAAAGGGAAGCUGAGCUUGACACCCGGUGCUUUUAACUAGGAUAAAGUAAAUGUCCUCUCACUGCAAGCAUAGCAUACCUAUACCUCUGAAAGUAGAAUGCGGUGACGUUUUAGUGAACAGGCUGUUUUGAACACUUGUGCCUUGGGGUGUUUACUGAAGCUUUAUGAAAACUUGAUGUUUUCUCAGUACCUUUAAAAGUCACAUCCAUGCUUUAAAAGGUUUCUCUAUUGGAAAUGCGAUUUAUAACGUUUUUAAAUUCUCUAAGGUAAGAUACCGUAGCUGCUUUCUAGGCUUUUAAGCUAUUAAGCCACUCAGCUUGCCUAAUAUGUUAUUGUUCAUACUUGUCAAGUUUGUGAUACGGUCAUCUAAAAACCCUUUUGGGGAAACUUCACAAUCCCACGGUCCUUGCCAGACAGUUUCAUUAGACUUCUUGACCACAGCUGAAAAGAGCCUCUUAUUUUUUUGGCCCCGCCCCCCCAAUACCACUUAGAACUUUAAUAAAGGUGGCAGGUAAAAACUUCGUAGU